AUGUCGGCGCUGAAAAGGGAGGAGGAGCCUCCCGAAGUCUUCAGGGAGGCCAUCCUUUAUCGCGAAUGGGGCUAUCGACUGACCAAUCUCGGCAAAUGCUCCUUAGCCAUAGAUUAUUUUGAAAGGGCAUCCAAAUUAGACGCUGAGGAUUUUAGAACGUUAAUUGGUCUCUGCAGAGCGCUCAUUAAAUGUUUGAGAUAUUUUGCCGCUGAUAAACUUUCGGAGAAAUAUAUGAAACUAGAUUUCGAUCAUUACAAAGUGCGGCAGAUGCGGAUCGAAACGCUCUUCCAGAUCGGCGAAUUUGGCCAUAGCUUGGCACUCGCCCACGACAGUGUGCGACGACGCGGGAUGACUUUUGAGCAUGGCGUCCAUCAGGCAAGCGGGACUAUUGAUGAUUGUAUUGGAAAAAACACGUCGCCUAUAGCGCUACUGCUGCUUUAUCCGUGGAUACAGCAGCUGCAAAAACACCGCGAAUUCCUAAUCGGCAAACUUGAGGAGGAGGAGAACGAAUUCAAAGAUAUCGACGAGGACGAGGCGAGAUUCAAGGUGAACGAUCCGGAGGUGCAGCGGCAGGCGCGAAUGAGGAGACUGCAGCGCGUCAUAGUGAAAAUGUAUAUGGGUUACUUGGCGAUCGAUAAGGAUUUUCUCGAGGAGAUUGUGAGCCAUCCGGAAAUCGUGGCUUUGCCGAGCGAGAGCUUGACUACGGAGCUGGUCGCUCUUACGAGUACAUGCUAUCGAAACAUUAUGUACCUGCUGGAUCUGCUCCGAAUAAGACGGCCGCUCUACGUUACGCUCUUCCAGCGGCGGGCGUUCGCGAAUAGGCACAAAGAGAUGAUCGAACGGGAACGAAAAUGGCGCAGGAAUGUCAUCGUCAUAGAAGCGGACGUCCUAUUGCGUCGCCUGCACGCCGCGAGAAUCAGCAAGGACUACUCUACCUUCUUCAGAUGCGUCUAUCGCACUAAGGAUAAGUUUGAUUCAUAUUCGGACAAGAUGUUUCCGCAGAAGCAGAAGUGCCUGAAUGCGUUGUACAAAAUAGUGGCAUCGGUAUAUAUUGACACGCGUAAUUUGAUGUGUCUGGGCAAUGAGGAAACGAAGACGAGAUAUUUGAAGCAUCUUCUGGGAAUACGAAUUGCAACGUUACCUCGAGACAGCGAUCUCGCAUGGAUGCCGAUUAUAAACCCCAAGGAGACACUGAAAAUGUUUCGCCGGAGAUUAGCCAUGGCAUCCGCGCCACUCGAGCUCGCCUGGCUGCAUCAUGAAUUUUGCAAGUUUCUCCACGACAUUCACCGCUUCGACCUAGCCAGAUUCUACGCGAAGAAAGGACGCGAUAUGGCGCAGGAGGCAAAGUGCAACCAAUGGGUCCUGAACAUUGAUCAUUUAAUACUGCGAAUAGAGAUCCAUCAGAAUAAUCGCAACGAGGCAAGAGACGCUGCGAUUUCAGCACUCGCGUGCGCCAAAAAGCUUGAUAUUGAUUGUCUGAUAGAUUUCUAUGAAAGGGCUGUGGGAAUCGUGGACGAGAUGGAUGGGGAGCGGAGCGGCGAUCACGACUUUAACGGCAUUAUUGCUAGGCAGCAGCUCAUCCUCGAGCUGAUGCCGAAAGAAAUGAAGAAAGAGGUGAAUCUUCUAUGGCGGCGCAUGGAUGUCGUGCCUGCCGCGAGACGACUCUCCGUUAUGCCAGGCUGCAAGCCGAUCGAUCGGAAGUUCAAAAUGCCCUCCAUGCGAAGGACCAUAUUACCCAGUCCGUCGAAGGAUCUGGCGAGGGACGCUAGGAUCGCUUUGUUAAAGCAGCACGCCCCGCCUCACCGGCGACCGGGUUUCGUGAAUUUCGAAGAAUAUGAAUGA
Molecule: messenger RNA, 1842 nt
Organism: Linepithema humile (Argentine ant)
Lineage: Eukaryota; Metazoa; Arthropoda; Insecta; Hymenoptera; Formicidae
Source: RefSeq, a predicted model, not a curated record